ACCCUGCCUUCGUAAACCACCAAAUUGGAUUAAAACCCAGUUUCCAUACCGCACCUCUCUUGGUUUUUUCGCUCCUUCCUUCCGCCACCUUCUCAGGAUCUGCUUAAGACAAUAUGGUGAGCAUCCGUAGACAAAGACUUAUCAAACUUUAUGGGAGAAGCCCUUUUCUUGAUUUUCUUUCACCAUAUGAAAAUGGGCAAUCACCUGGAAAUUGGAUGCAAAGCACAAGAUUGGCUGGCAUGCAUCCUUCGCCUCCGGUUGACUUUGACCAGCCUGACGAGCAGGAAAAUACAAAAUCCGAAGAACCUGAACCCUCAAUUGUCAAUGAAUCUAGCUCAUCUAAUAAGCAGCCGGUUCCACAUCCAGUCCCAGAGUUCAAGAGACGAAAAAGACACAGAAGGAAGAAUUUCGAGAACCAAGAAGCGUGCGUAAUGAGAGGGGUAUAUUACAAAAACAUGAAAUGGCAGGCUGCAAUCAAAGUUGACAAGAAGCAAAUCCAUCUGGGCACGGUGAGCUCUCAAGAGGAAGCUGCCCGCUUGUAUGACAGGGCUGCUUUCAUGUGUGGGAGGGAACCAAACUUCGAGCUCACAAUCGAACAAAAAGCUGAACUGAGUAAACUGAGUUGGGACGAGUUCUUAACAAUGACUCGCACUGCAAUCAACAGCAAAAAGAACCAGAGAAGGGUUAGUUCCAGGAUGAAGUUUGAGCAUCAGCAACAGAACAAUAGUGACUCGGAAAGGGGAAAUGGUUACUCAGGUUCUGAUGAUGCAGAUGCAUCAGCAGCUUGAUGAUUUUUAUUUAUUAUUUUAUUUUAUCGAUAAUUUAUACCACGCCAACGCUGAUUUUUGUAGCUGGUGGGAACGACGUCGUUCGAAACAAGAAUUUUUUCGCUCAUUUAUUUGUACAUAGACGGAGCGUUUUGUUACAUUGUUUGAU
Cynara cardunculus var. scolymus (artichoke) is the source of this 936-nucleotide messenger RNA. RefSeq names its product ethylene-responsive transcription factor-like protein At4g13040. Gene Ontology annotation, molecular function: DNA-binding transcription factor activity; DNA binding. The record is from RefSeq and is a predicted model, not a curated record. The coding region runs from base 114 to 788 and encodes 224 amino acids. The transcript is spliced from 7 exons. NCBI's taxonomy places the organism in Eukaryota, Viridiplantae, Streptophyta, Magnoliopsida, Asterales, Asteraceae. Gene Ontology annotation, biological process: regulation of DNA-templated transcription.